AUGUCAGGAUUACCAGUUCAAGUCAAAAGAAUUUUGAGUGAAAUCGAUAAGAACACUAGUGGACUUUCCAUUUUGACCCAGUUUGAAAGACAAACCGGCUUUCCAAGAUCAUAUGCGGUCUUGGGUUUUGUUGGUGUCUACUUCCUUAUGAUAUUCUUAAACUUUGGUGGUGUUGGCCAAUUGUUGUCAAACAUUGCCGGCUUUAUUGUUCCCGGUUACUAUUCAAUCUUGGCGUUGCAAACUGCAACUUCGAAAGACGAUACUCAAAUCUUGACUUAUUGGGUUGUUUUUGCAUUCUUGAAUGUGAUUGAAUUCUGGUCAAAAGCAAUCUUGUACUGGAUCCCAUUCUACUACUUGUUCAAGACCAUUUUCUUGUUGUACAUUGGCCUUCCAUAUACUGGAGGUGCUGAAAUCAUCUACAAGACUGUGAUCAAACCAGUUUCUGACCAAUACGUUCGCCCAAUUGACUCCAAGAUUGGAUCCAAUAUUGGCUCAAGUGCCAGCUCCAUUUCUGGCUCAGGCUCAGGCUCGGGUUCAGGUUUCGGUCACACCAAUUUUGGUGACAGAAGCCACGAGAAUUUUGCUGACAGAGUUCAAAACACCGCUGAAGGCGUUUCCACAUCUGUCCACAUCUAA
Messenger RNA from Lodderomyces elongisporus, 636 nucleotides. RefSeq lists its product as uncharacterized. Bases 1 to 636 code for a protein of 211 amino acids. The transcript has 2 exons. The record is from RefSeq and is a predicted model, not a curated record. NCBI's taxonomy places the organism in Eukaryota, Fungi, Ascomycota, Pichiomycetes, Serinales, Debaryomycetaceae.